AACUUAAAGACUCCGUCAAUGUUUCCAGCCGGGCGGUUUAGAGGACGAACCAGAACUGAGUAGGACUUUUCACUUAAUUAUUUAAAGUCAGUGGUCUAUUUUUUUGUACUCUGAUUUAAUUUGAAUUAGUACAUCCCAUGUUAAAAGCGGUAAAAUCGUGAGAGUAGGUUUCACUGGUGGGUUUAAAUGGCUGACAGGCUGAGCUAAGCUAACGAGUCAUGCUCCUGGUGGAUCCCGGCCUCUUCAUCGGCACUGCGGCCGACCUCAGCGACAGGCAGGCACUAGUCGAAGCAGCUGUCACUCACAUACUGUCUGUGGACUCUGUAAAUCCCACCCUUCUGCUACCUGCUGAUGGUGGCUUUCAUAGAAAGUGGGUGAACGUUUUGGAUGAAGCAACCUCUGAUCUCCUGAGUCACAUGGACGACUGCUAUGUAUUCAUUCAGGAGGCUGUGAAUGAAGGCCAGGCUGCACUCGUUCACUGCCAGGCUGGUCGGAGUCGCAGUGCCACCAUUGUGACUGCAUAUCUAAUGAAGAGAUACCAGCUGAGCUUCAGUGAGGCUUACCACAGACUGAAGAGAGUCAAACAGGAUGUCCAGGUCAACAGCAGUUUUGAGGAGCAGCUGUGUCUGUAUGAGGCUAUGCAGUGUGAAGUGGACACCUCCAGUCCUCUCUACAAACAAUACAGACUGACCAAGAUUACUGAGAAGUUCCCUGAGUUGCAGCAGGUUCCCAGGGAGCUGUUUGCUGUUGACCCCGCCCAUUCCAGCUCCUCUGAAGUAGCCUAUCGCUGCAGGAAGUGCAGACGAACUCUGUUCCGUGGUUCCAGUAUUCUCAGUCACCCAGUAGGAGAAGGAGCAUCAGCCUUUGGUCACAAGAAGUCCAGUAAUCUCACUGGAGGUGUCCAGUGUACAUCUUACUUCAUUGAACCAGUGCAGUGGAUGGAACAAGCUUUACUUGGAGUGAUGAAUGGACAGCUGCUCUGUCCUAAGUGUAGAUCCAAGCUGGGCUCAUUUAGCUGGUGUGGGGACCAGUGUUCAUGUGGUCGCUGGGUCACUCCUGCCUUCCAGCUGCACCGUAACAGAGUGGACGAAAUCCAACAACUGAACAUACAGAAAUAACCCCCCCACACACA
Messenger RNA from Monopterus albus (swamp eel), 1132 nucleotides. RefSeq names its product dual specificity phosphatase 12 (gene dusp12). The transcript has 8 exons. Lineage: Eukaryota; Metazoa; Chordata; Actinopteri; Synbranchiformes; Synbranchidae. The record is from RefSeq and is a predicted model, not a curated record. Gene Ontology annotation, molecular function: protein tyrosine/serine/threonine phosphatase activity. Bases 219 to 1118 code for a protein of 299 amino acids. Gene Ontology annotation, cellular component: nucleus. Gene Ontology annotation, biological process: protein dephosphorylation.